This is a messenger RNA of Toxorhynchites rutilus septentrionalis, 1592 nucleotides long. RefSeq lists its product as uncharacterized. The coding region runs from base 36 to 1073 and encodes 345 amino acids. Gene Ontology annotation, cellular component: cytosol. The transcript is spliced from 4 exons. The record is from RefSeq and is a predicted model, not a curated record. NCBI's taxonomy places the organism in Eukaryota, Metazoa, Arthropoda, Insecta, Diptera, Culicidae.
UGCAGGUUGCAGAAAAACAGUCAACUGAACGGAAAAUGUGUGAUGACGAGCAAAAAUUAUUGGAUGAAGCGGCGAAAAAACUUCUCCAGUUCGAUACUAAUAUAGCGACGUUAUUGAAGCAGCUCGUAGAUUGUACGCCAGAUUGUAGUGAUCAAAAUGAUAUUCGUACACUAGAAAUCACCAGCAAUAACCUAUGCUACUCGUUGGAACGGGUAUCGCAGUCAAUAUUAAAAAUUCUAGAAGAUCUCCACUCAAAAAAUCAGGAAUUGGAGAGUUUGAGAGCGUUUAAACGAAACUCCGAAAGUGCCCUAGAAACUCAAAAUGAAAAAAUCGCUAGGUUGGAGCAGGAGCUUUCCGCCACUAGACACAAUAUUUUUAGCCAAGCAGUAGGACAAAUAGAGGCCGUAUCUUGGACCGGUUCCAUAAUGGGUGCAAUGUUGUGGAAAUCAUGCAAACAACAUGACAGUGUUAAAGCACUUAUUGGAACUGACAGCUUGCGGGAUUUCUUAGUAAUGUCCAAUUGCGUGCUAAGUAGUUUUGUAGCAAGACAGAUUGAAGGUACAUUACCGCUUCCCGAUACGGAUGACUACAAAUUUAUUGUCUCUAUAUGUGGCACCUUCACUAAUCUGGCUGCCUUUCCCGAAGGACGAGCACAUUUGGCCACAGAUGCUGAUGGGCUGGCAUUUGCCAAUAAUUUGCUCCAUGCCAUCGAGCGGUUCAUGAUGCCAGCUGGCAGGUUGUUAAAGCGAAUGACUCUAACAUUUGUGUAUAACAUUUGUUUGGAGGAGAAUGGAGCUAGAUUUGUAAUGUAUGAUGGAAAUCGUUUGAGGAGCAUAAUCAACUGUUUGGACUUGGUAAACUCGGAGGACAUAUUGACGCUCGCAGUUACCCUGCUAAUGAAACUGAUAAAAUGUGCUUCAGAAGUCGAACUGAAAGCAGCCAUUGCCCAACAAAUUCCUAGAAGUAUUAUCAAACAGAUUGUCAGUAUAAACAAUCCGCAACUGAAGGAAACCGCCGCCUAUCUUCUAGAGUUGGUGGAGUUUGAUUGGAUCACUUCAGCGAGAAAAAAUUAGGCGUUUCUCGUUAGCAGUGUUUAUUUCAUAUUCGUACAAAUAGGAGGAAUAACUGUAUACUUGGCGCACAAAUCAGAAUGGCCUUUCUGGACGCCAAUCAUGAUUUCACGGAUUGUGAGAUUUUUACUGAUUACCAGUUGUUUCUUUUUUCCAAUAAGUUGCGGGAAAAGUUUCAGCGAAGAAGCCAGGCUGUAAUGAUAUUGUGAAAUACACGUAUUUCAGACCAUGCAAAACAUGAUACUCACUCUUUCAGCUUGAUAACUUGAUGCUUAGAGAACUGUGGGCUGAAUACCAAAUCGUAAAGUGCAUUGCCGGAGGCAUACUGUUUAAUCGCCAACAUGAACGCCUCUAUCGGUAUCUUCUCUGGCUUACUAUCUUCUGUACCGAAUCCUGCUUUAGCUUUGAGUUUCUUUAUCCCAAUUGGUUCCAGUAUUCCUUCCUCGUUAUUGCCCAGGGAGCCACCACUCCAGCCUUGUUUCUGGAGCAUGCGAAAACCAAUGUUACCCUCAUCCAGUUGAU